Messenger RNA from Alexandromys fortis (reed vole), 7258 nucleotides. RefSeq names its product cyclin T2 (gene Ccnt2). The record is from RefSeq and is a predicted model, not a curated record. Bases 309 to 2780 code for a protein of 823 amino acids. Gene Ontology annotation, cellular component: nucleus; cyclin/CDK positive transcription elongation factor complex. The transcript is spliced from 9 exons. Gene Ontology annotation, biological process: positive regulation of DNA-templated transcription, elongation; regulation of transcription by RNA polymerase II. Gene Ontology annotation, molecular function: cyclin-dependent protein serine/threonine kinase activator activity. Lineage: Eukaryota; Metazoa; Chordata; Mammalia; Rodentia; Cricetidae.
ACCAGCGAUUAAAGAAACAAAAGACACCUAGGGGCCGACCGUUGUUGGAAAAAAAAAGCGUUCUUUUUUCCCCAGUCUUUUCUAGCUAACUCCUCUCCAGAACCGUCCUCGUGGACACAAGAGUCAACACACCCAAGAAAAUAACACCCAGAAACUUAUAGGGACAAUGGAGGCUGCGGCGUGAAGCCUCACCAGCUUCAAUGAACCCGCAAACUCAUAGACCGUAAACGCCCAAACCCUACUGCGCAGCCGCAUGACCUCUCCCCGUUCGCCCCGCCCCUUCGCCUUACUCCCCUCCCAGGCCCAGCAUGCACCGCGUCGACCUUUUCUUUGCGAGUGACCCCUGCUUUCGGCGCCUUCCCAAUGACAGGAGGCGCGGAGCAUUGUGGUCCCGCGGGCCGGAGAGAGGCGGGACACCGGAAAGAGAAAGCAAAAGACCAGUGCGAGCCGGCAGGGAGGACCGGGCGCAUGCGCACGGGCAGCGGCAGGACCGGAAAGGGCGUGACAAAGUCUACGGCGAGCGCAUUGGGGCGGGGCCUCGAGGCCUUGGCGCGGAGUCCCCGAGGCCGGAGGGGAGGGGGCGGGCUAAGGGUGCGGGCGGAGGAGGAAGUGUCAUGGCGUCGGGCCGUGGAGCUUCUUCUCGCUGGUUCUUUACUCGAGAACAGCUGGAGAACACGCCGAGCCGCCGCUGCGGAGUGGAAGCGGAUGAAGAGCUGUCGCACCGCCAGCAGGCGGCCAACCUCAUCCAAGACAUGGGACAACGUCUCAAUGUAUCUCAGCUUACAAUAAACACUGCGAUUGUUUAUAUGCACAGGUUUUAUAUGCAUCAUUCUUUCACCAAAUUCAACAGAAAUAUAAUAUCACCUACUGCAUUGUUUUUGGCUGCAAAAGUGGAAGAACAGGCUCGAAAGCUUGAACAUGUUAUCAAAGUAGCACACGCUUGUCUUCACCCCCUAGAACCACUGCUGGAUACAAAAUGUGAUGCUUAUCUUCAGCAGACUCAAGAACUGGUUUUACUUGAAACCAUAAUGCUACAAACACUGGGUUUUGAGAUCACCAUUGAACACCCACACACAGAUGUAGUGAAAUGCACCCAGUUAGUAAGAGCAAGCAAGGAUUUGGCACAGACAUCCUAUUUCAUGGCUACCAACAGUUUGCAUCUUACGACCUUCUGUCUUCAGUACAAACCCACGGUGAUAGCAUGUGUAUGCAUUCAUUUGGCUUGCAAAUGGUCCAAUUGGGAGAUCCCUGUGUCAACUGAUGGAAAGCACUGGUGGGAAUAUGUGGACCCUACAGUUACCCUAGAGCUGCUAGAUGAGCUAACACAUGAGUUUCUACAAAUAUUGGAGAAAACGCCUAGUAGGUUGAAGAGGAUUCGAAACUGGAGGGCUAUGGCUAAGAAACCAAAAGUAGAUGGACAAGUAUCAGAGACACCACUGCUUGGUUCAUCUUUGGUCCAGAAUUCCCUUUUAGUAGAUAGUGUCACUGGUGUGCCUGCCAACCCAAGUUUCCAGAAACCUUCAACGUCAACGUUCCCUGCUCCAAUACCUCUAAAUUCAGGAAAUACUUCUGUUCAAGACAGCCGUGCACCUGAUAAUUUAUCAGUGCUGGCAGCAGGAAUGCCCAGUACCUCGUACAGUUUGUCAUCACACCAAGAAUGGCCUCAACAUCCAGAUUCAGCCAGGACAGACCCAGGAUACACACAGAAACAGGAGGCCACUCUCUCUGGGAGCCAAUACAUCAGCUUCCAGCAGGGUCCUUCUAUGACACUGCACUCAGGAUUACAUCACAGGCCAGACAAAGUUGCUGAUCAUUCAUCAGCUAAGCAAGAAUACGCUCACAAAUCCGGGAGCAGUAAGCACCAUGGGCCCGUUCCUGCUGUCCCUGGAGUAGUUCCUCAGAAAAUGUCUUUAGAUAAGUACAGAGAAAAGCGGAAGCUGGAAACCCUGGACCUGGACACAAGGGAUCAUUACUUAGCUGCCCAUGCAGAGCAACAGCACAAACAUGGGCCAGCAGUCGCAGGCAGUUCUGUCACUUCUCCCAUUAAAAUGAAACUUCCCAUCACCAACUCUGACAAACCUGAGAAACACAUGGCAGAGAAAAAGGAGAAGAGUGGAUCGCUGAAGUUACGGAUACCCAUCCCGCCCCCUGAUAAAGGUCCCAGUAAAGAAGAGCUGAAGAUGAAGAUCAAAGUGUCGUCCUCAGAAAGACACAGCUCUUCAGAUGAAGGCAGUGGGAAGAGCAAACACUCAAGCCCACAUAUCAGCAGAGACCACAAAGAGAAGCACAAGGAAUACCCCGCCAACCGCCACCACAGCAGCCACAAGCACUUGCACAUGCACAGUGGAGGCGCUAAGCAUGCUGCUGAUGGGAUGCCGCCCACGGUGCUGAGGAGUCCUGUGGGCCUGGGCCCCGAUGGCAUCUCCUCCGGCUCCAGUGCAAGAAAGAAGCUGCAUAUCAACGAUGCCUCCCACAACCACCACUCCAAAAUGAGCAAAAGUUCCAAAAGUUCAGGUAGUUCAUCUAGUUCUUCCUCUGUUAAGCAGUAUCUAUCCUCUCACAGCUCUGUUUUUAACCAUCCCUUACCCCCUCCUCCCCCUGUCACAUACCAGGUGGGCUACGGACAUCUCAGCACCCUCGUGAAACUGGACAAGAAACCAGUGGAGCCCCACGGUCCUGAGGCCAAUCACGAGUACAGUACAAGCAGCCAGCAUUUGGACUACAAAGACACAUUCGACAUGCUGGACUCGCUGCUAAGUGCCCAAGGAAUGAAUAUGUAAUCAUUUGUUUAGGUCAACUUUUCCUUUGCUUUUUAAUUUAAAAAUGGUUGGAAUGGAAAAUUUCCUCCUGGUCCAGCAGUGGUGCCACUGCUUCCAUAUUUGUAAGUGCUGCUUUUUUCUUCAUUCUGAAAAGAAGAGAUGAUAGUAAACAAGUCUAUCUCCACAUACGAUAGUGUUACAGUACUGUAAACGCAUGGAAGAUGCAGCUAAGAACAUUAGGAUGAAUGGCUGGCUGCUGCUAGGAAUCUAAGCUGCCUCAAGCUUUUGUUAUUUAUAAUUUGAAUACUGUAGCUGUUUUUUGUUGUUGCUUGGCUUUGAAUGAGUGUCAAUUGUUUUUCUUUUGUGUAUUUAUACUUGUAUGUAUGGUUUGCAUGUCUCAGUGAUAAAGGGAUAAAACAGAAUACUGACAACUGUUUACAAGAAAGUGGAGAAAAAUGUACAUACAUUUUUGUAUGUUUAGAUAUUACCAUAAAUACUCAGGAUCGGAGCUGCUUGUAAGUAUAACAAUAUACAGAAUAACUUUAUUUUCUCUCGUCAGAGUCCAUCACUAAUCUAAAACACAAGUGGCACUUUUUAUGUUAACCUUAAACUCUAGGCCUUACUGGAAGCCGCUGAGGGGACACUUCACUACUAGACGGGAUGCGGUGCCACGGGUGGUCCUUAACACUGGGAAGCUCUCAGUUUGCCUUCAGAGGUUCUGACCAGAUUGGCUGCAGAGUCAGCCCCUAAUUUCUGAAGGUUUGAAGAGGAAAAAAAAUAAUAAAGUUUACAUACACUUGAUGUGAAGUGCAUUUAAAUGUUUGUUGGCUUGUUGCAGUGCUAUAGAAGAGCAGUUAAUAAUGGGCAUGAGGAUGACUGUGACUUAACUCACAGGAGCUCCCAGUGAAGAAUUGGUCCAGUUCUUCAAGAACUUUGACACUACAGAGUUUAGCAGUGAACAGGGAUCACUUUUCCUUUAGCAUUUGCAGUGACACCAUAGUCUUGAAUAUACUCUUCCCAUGGAGAGAGAGUGAGUGAGUGUGGGGGUGAGAAAGAGAGAGAUACCAUAUUUCUUUUUCAGGUAAAUGCAGUCUUCCUUAUAAAAAUGAAAUUAAACCUAUGCUCUCUUGAUUCUUUUAUAUUCUAACAAUAAAUAAAAAGGAAACAUUGCUGACUGUGUAUUGUACCUGUAUUUAUAGCUUAUGGUCAUUAUCAGGAAAAUGUAAGGAAAAAGGCCAGCCAGUGCUGGAGGUUCUACAUUCGUUUGCACGUCUUAGUAGGUUCUCAUUAAGGUGACGCUUGCACUGUCACCUGACGCCUGGUCAGGGGAUAGACCAGCUUGUCUAAAUUUUGGUGUAAGCACCAAUAGUAUGGCUCUUGUCUGUUGCCUAAUCUUGAAUUUAUUUCUGUGGUAAGUCUUAGCUGUUGAGUCUCUUAAAAUGGGUCGGAUUCAACUUGUCUUGAAUCACAAUUUUUCUCUGUAUAUGAACUGUUUUGUUAUAAAGCCACUGAUCUGUGCACAAUUGUAAUUUUAUUCAAGUAUGUUGUGCUUGUAAAUAUUAGAGUUGAACCUUGUACUCUACUUUUAUUUAGCAAUUACUUAGUUUGCCUGUAGCUUUUUGUUGUUUUGUUUUGUUUUUUUAAAGAAAAUGGUUGAUUAUUUUGUCAAUGUUGUUUGACUUUGGGAUGUCAGGAGCCUCUUUGUGGGAACUCAGCUUAGCAGGCUCAUCCUCGCUCUGUUUUGUCUUGCAUCAGUAAUCUGCUACUAUGUGAUUUUGUUGCUGUGUGGUAUACUAUUGUAUCAUAAACAUGGGGAUUCUGAUGAGUUACAGUGUCACUGUGCUAAUAGUCAAGGACUAGCAUAGAAUUAAACAGUGCAAGGUGAGGGAGGGAAGGGUUUUGUUCUUGGUGACUUAGAUGUGAACCCUCGACAGAGCAUCAUGUGAACUGACAUGGGGUGGUCAUGCUACUGUAUCAUUGGGAGUGAUGCCAGGAAUUUUAAUCAGCUUUUGUAAAGAGUGUCCAGAAAAGUAGUGAACUUAUUUUCAGUGUGACAUAGAAAACAAUGUGAAUAUUUAAGAUCUGGGACUAUAGUUAAACUUCACUAAGGAUUUUCAGAAAUGUGUUGUUUUUUGGUUGGUUUUUUUUUUUUUAGAUAUGGGAAUAAAGGUAAUUUUGUUGAAUCUUAUUGGUGCUAAUGAUGGACAGUUAAACAGAUAGUGUAUGUGCUAUGGAUCAGUACACUUAGUACUUCCAGAAUUGACUUUGAAAUGCUAUGUAUUCACUUUUCACUCUGUAAAUGUAAUUCUUUACAAUGACUAUUUAUUAAAAGGCAGUCAGUCGUGAUUUUUACAGGAUUGUGUGAACUAUUCCAACUCUGCAACCUCUGAACAAGAUGCUAAACCCACAAUGGGGGAAAAUGUGUGAAUCUUCUUAAGUUUCCUUUCCACUAAGGAAAACCCUCAUGUGUCAUAUCAUCAUGAAUUUGCUUGAAACAUCUUGUUUGCAUAAAAUAGUUCAUCUGCAUGGUCCCAUUAGACUCUACCAAAGAAAAAAGACUCAGUGAAUGGACAUUCUAUUGUGAGUCUUGUAAGUAGCCAUAAAUAACCAAAAUAGUAUCAAACUUAGGUGUGACUUUUCACAUGUGCGAAGUACUGUUAAGGUGAUACAUUUUUGAUGAGUUUUUUAAUACUUGAAAAUAUUAAAAAGCAUUAUCUUUAAAUCGUCCUAUAAAAGAGUGAUUCAUUCUUAAGGUGUGUUUCCCUAGGUUCAUGACCCUUUUGCAAAAGCACAUUGUAACCAGAGGCUUCCUGUCUACCUCUAGCAACCAAUUUUCCAAAAUCAACAUGUGCUUCCUAAAUAUUUGCCUUAGCUACUAACGUGCAGUUUUCGGGACCAAAGCAAAGGAAUGUUUGUUUGCAAAAGUCUUCAGGAGGCCUGCGUCACAAACUCGGUGGCGGUGUCCACUGGUGGAGAAGGCCUUGCCGUUUCUUCUAGUUGCAGAUAGUAGCAAUGAAAGGCAGUGGUGCCAGUCCCGGGUACCCUUAGAGCAGAGGGUGUGCAUCUCAGUCUUCCUGGUACUCAGAGCGUUCAGCCUUCUCAGAUGUCUUCCGUGGUAUGGGGUGUCGUGAGUGCACCCUUUGUACCAACAGAUGGUUGUAGUAGUAAUAUAGGACUCCAAACUUUCGGGCCUGUCUGUCCCCUUUGUUAGGAUUUACUUUAGAGAACCAGCUUUAAAUGUUUAAUUAGUUAUAAAUAAAUAUCUUGCCUUAAGAGGUUUCAAAAAGUGUAUUUUCUUAUCUGAGGAAUUAAAAUCUGAUUUUAUUAGCCAGCCUGAGGAAUAAACCAUACCUAUAUAUGGACGGAACAUGAUUUGUUCUUGCAUUAUGUAGAUGGCUCAUUUAAAUAACAUCUAGGAAAAAGGAAACUUUCUGGUUUGAGUUUUUUGAGACACAGUCUUACUCUAUAAUAAGGAUAUGAGCUGGCUUUAAAUUAAUCCAUUCUUCUGCCUUCACCCAUGCCUUGAUCAGUGUUUAAGUUAUUUCCAGUCUUAUCUAAAUGAAAAAAGGACUUCAAAAGGUGGGCUUAAUUUGCUAGAAGAUUCUGAGAAUUUCUUUGCUGAGGAAAAUCUGGAAACUCUUUGGCUUGGUAUUUCUCUUGAUUCAGCAGUUUCCCCCUCAGGAGCCUUUCUUGGGCAGCAUUAGGAUCUACUCACCACAUUUACAUAGGGAAGAGUCGGCAAAGCCCACGCUAGGGGAACGUGAGUGGACCCAGUUUAACUCUUCUGUGCGUGUUGGUUUAAGAUAGGUGGGUUAAAGCAUGAAUGCAUUCCUGGUUUUCUUACUUCAUAUUGAGACCAUUGAUACUAGGGUAUGUGUUUAGAAUGUAGGUGCUUCUGUACAAGUUCAGCAGUUAGGUGAAAGCCAAGUCAGACACUUGUUGGAAAUACCUGUCUUCAUCAUUAGUGAUCUUGGUGGUACUGACAUGCUCCAACUAUGUUCUUUUGUUAUUCCAGUUUUAAAUUGUGCCCAGCCAGGUCUUUGUGAGUCCCCUUUCCUGGUUUAUAAUUCACCAUCUUUCCUGCCUGGCAUUUUCUUGAGGUGUGCUGACAUGCCCAAGACUGCAUGGGUAGGGCCAGUUCUGUUCUCAUAAAGCAGGCUUUGUCCAUUCACUGCAAUUCAAUAAUCUCAAAAGUCAAUCCUGUGAACUCUGUAGCUUCCCUUGUUCCCAAGGUUUGAGAGGAAGCCUCACCUAAAAUCCUCCAGUCCAUUUAGUAGUUUGUGUUAUUUGAUUGGCCCAAUAAUGAGUAGCUUCCCUCGAUUAAGAAAACUCUGGAGUACCAAUUUGUUAUGGACAGUGGAAUUUGAACAUUCAAAACCCUUGUGGAUAAUGGAAUGAAACAAGAAAAUGUGUAUGCUGGCAUGAAUUAGCCGUUGAAUUUCAGCUUCUCAUUACAUAAGGAAUUUAUUAUUAAUAAAGUUUGUUUAUUGACAACCAAA